UUCGACACGGGAGACGACGACGAUAUUAACUUCAGCAACAGAAUUGCGAAGCACCAAUGCUUCGCGCAUCCACUAACCAAGGAGUACGAAAUGUGCUCUUCAAUUAUGGGAAACAGGCGGACUUGAAUGCCUUCAUCUCAAGGACUCCCGCCCCUCAGGAUGGCAAAGCCCCUGCCGAAGCCGACGUCCAAGCACGAGAUCCUAAAAAAGCACUUAUUUCAAAGCACUCUCGACUUCUAGCCGUCAAGGACAACAUAGCCACGGCCAAUCUCCCGACAACAUGCGGAUCAGGAAUUCUCCAGGACCAUCAAAGCCCAUUUGAGGCCACUGUUACGGAACGGCUUUGGCAUGCUGGGGCUUCAAUCGUAGGGAAGACUAAUUUGGAUGAGUUUGGCAUGGGAUCACACUCUACCAAUUCCUUCUUUGGCCCCGUUCGCCAUGACUCCUUUGAUGAACGUUCAGUUGGAGGAAGCUCAGGAGGAAGCGCAGUGGCCGUUGCGGUUCAGCAAUGCAAGGUUGCUCUGGGAACGGACACAGGUGGCUCGGUCAGACUUCCAGCAGCUUAUACGGGUGUGGUAGGAUUCAAACCUUCCUAUGGUUUGAUUCCACGUUGGGGCGUGGUCCCCUACGCCAACUCCCUCGAUACUGUAGGCAUCUUGUCAGCUAAGGUUAAGAACCUCUUUGUACUCCUACAAAAUGCUAAGGGACACGACCCUCGAGACCCAACUUCUAUCACAGAUGCAACCUGGCAACGCAUAAAGGAAGGGCGGAAGAGAUCUGCAAUACAGUCUGGUAGGCAUGGACCUUUCAACAAAAACAUCCAGAACUUAAAGAUUGGUGUUCCAAUUGAAUACAACAUCUCGGAACUGGACCCUGGAAUUCGACAAGCCUGGAAAAACGCCUUGAAGCUCUUCCAAGAAAAGGGGUGUACUGUUGUACCAGUGUCUCUGCCGAAUACAAAACAUGCUCUUUCGGCCUAUUACGUGAUUGCGCCAGCUGAAGCAGCCUCCAACUUGUCAAAAUAUGACGGCGUUAGAUAUGGAACUCGCAGUGAUUCUAGCGAUUCUGCUGUUGACGUUCUGUAUUCUAAGACGAGAGGAGAGGGGUUUGGCGACGAAGUGAAACGACGAAUUCUGCUGGGGUCAUACACACUAAGCUCGGAAGCCAUUGACAACUACUUCAUCAAGGCUCAAAAGGUCCGAAGGUUAGUGCAGCGGGAUUUCGACCGAGUGUUCUCUCUACCAAAUCUCCUUCGUCCCUCCGAGCAAUUUGACCUCAGCGACAUGGAUGAGUCUGUUGAACUGGACAACAAACUUGGCCCAUCUCAGGUAGACUUCAUAGUUUGCCCAACUGCCCCAACUCCGCCACCAACCCUAGAUGAUAUAUCCAAGCAAACGCCGGUCGAUACGUACAUGAACGAUGUCUUCACUGUCCCCGCCAGCUUAGCUGGGCUUCCUGCUAUUAGCAUCCCAUUCCCAAUCCCUGAAGAGCAUCAGCGGCCCAAUACCCCGGCAUACGCCGGUAUACAAAUUAUUGGACAAUACUCAGACGACCAUCGGCUACUGGAGACCGCCCGGCUGCUCGAGAAUCUACGACCCGGACCGGUAAAAUUCAAAAUAUCUUACUUUCCAGUCGAUUCUAAAUCCCAAAGAUCACCCGCAGAGGAGAAGAAGAAGACCCCAUUAAUUAGAAAAUACAUAUCGACCGAUAGGAAAGCGAAGCUGCCACGGAAGCUUCGCUCGCAACCUCGCUCGCAACAGGAACCCGACCUCGAUCUUGAUGAUGCCUUCAAAUCGUGGGAAAAUCUUGAACGCCCGAAGUAGCAAUUU
This is a messenger RNA of Amorphotheca resinae ATCC 22711, 1829 nucleotides long. RefSeq lists its product as hypothetical. NCBI's taxonomy places the organism in Eukaryota, Fungi, Ascomycota, Leotiomycetes, Helotiales, Amorphothecaceae. Gene Ontology annotation, molecular function: glutaminyl-tRNA synthase (glutamine-hydrolyzing) activity. Bases 57 to 1823 code for a protein of 588 amino acids. The record is from RefSeq and is a predicted model, not a curated record. Gene Ontology annotation, biological process: mitochondrial translation; glutaminyl-tRNAGln biosynthesis via transamidation. The transcript is spliced from 2 exons. Gene Ontology annotation, cellular component: mitochondrion; glutamyl-tRNA(Gln) amidotransferase complex.